This is a messenger RNA of Scedosporium apiospermum, 1440 nucleotides long. RefSeq lists its product as uncharacterized. The transcript has 3 exons. Bases 1 to 1440 code for a protein of 479 amino acids. The record is from RefSeq and is a predicted model, not a curated record. Gene Ontology annotation, cellular component: nucleotide-activated protein kinase complex; nucleus; cytoplasm. Gene Ontology annotation, biological process: signal transduction. Gene Ontology annotation, molecular function: protein kinase binding. NCBI's taxonomy places the organism in Eukaryota, Fungi, Ascomycota, Sordariomycetes, Microascales, Microascaceae.
AUGGGGAACAACCCCUCCUCGACGGCGGCAAAACCUGCCGCCGCCUCCUCAGUGCCAACCAGUUCUGCCUCGUCUUCCCACCACGAUCAUAAUCACGGCCACAGCCAGGGCCACAGUCACGGCCACGGCGUAAGCAGGUCAGCCAGCAAGCGCGAUUCUAAGGGUAUUAUGGCGAUGCAUACGACCCAGCGAGUCGCUGUUCCACCCGAGGAAUCACUGGCCUCGGCCACCCGCUCCAACGUUAUCAACCAUCCGAAACCCCUCUCGCAAUCCGUCUCCGGUCUCAGCAGUUCGUCGUCCCCGACAAACAACUCCUCCAACUCCUACUCCCACUCCACCAACACUACCGGGUUUAGCACCCCGCAGCAGCAGCAGCAGGUGAAGCCGUCCGAAGCUAUCCCCGUGUCCGACGUGCCCUCCAAACCCGUCGACGUCCCCAGCGAGCCUUCGAGCGCUAGGUCUCACCACCAUGUCGCUCCCGUCGCUGAACCCCUGCUCGUAUCGCAGAACAGCAUCACCGACCUGUCCUACCUUACCCGCCCACCUAGGCUUCCCCUACCCAUCGAGGAGGAGCUCCAUACCCCGGGUUCUCCCAUCCUUGCCGCCACCGAGGCCCCAGAACUCGCCGAAAUCGAACCUCUCGAGGCUGAUGGUUUUACGAGGAAGUCGUCUGCUCUGAGCAGCACGAGCGUCGACGAUGAAGAGGAUGAGGAGGACGGGCUCGUUGUCGAUAAGACGCGGCCUACAGUUCCUACGAGACUGGAAUGGCUUCGGGGUGGUGAAAAGGUCUAUGUGACCGGUACUAUUUUCCAAUGGAACCGCAAGCACAGAUUACAUCCUGUGGAGGGGCGCCCGGGAGUGUUUGAAACGACAAUCAACAUUCUACCGGGAACUCAUCACAUCCGGUUCUUGGUGGAUGGUAUUAUGCAAACCUCGCCCGACCUGCCCACCACCGUCGAUUUCGGUAACAACCUCGUCAACUACAUCGAAGUUAGCCCAGACGACGUUCCUAAAGGACAGUUGACGGGCGAAGAAGCCCGCAAGAAAGCCGAGGCCAAGGCCAAAGAGGAGCACAAGCUUCACCGAGGAAGAUUGGCGCUCCCUCCCGACCAGUACACGAGCCAGAUUCCCAAGUACCUGGUCGACUUUGAUCUGGCCGACGAUUCGCCGACCUACCAGCACGCUUGGGCCGCUAUAGAGAAGCUGCCCACGCCGCCCACGCUGCCGACAUUCCUCGGCAAGCCCAUUCUGAAUGCUGCUGCGCCAAUCAAGGACGAUAACAGCGUUCUUACUCUGCCCAGUCACACCGUGCUCAACCACUUGGCGACAAGUAGCAUUAAGAACCAUAUUCUCGCCCUUUCUGCGACCACGAGGUACAAGAACAAGUACCUGACCACCAUUAUAUAUAAGCCUACCAAGCCUACUGGUCUUGAUGACUGA